CUGACAUUUGAUGAAGUAAAUAUACAUAUAAAUUUUCAAGAAAAAUACAAUUUAAUACAAGAUGUCCCUUGGAAAAUAUCUUGCCCUCGAUAAAAUAGCCAAUUUUUUCACUGUUAUCAAACAAAAUGGUGGAAUAAGAGGAUCUUUGUACAAAAUGUACAGACAAGAUGACUUGAAAGAUGGAGUGUUGGUUGGUCAAGAUGAAUUUGGCAACAAAUACUAUGAGAAUCCUCGUUUCUUUUUUGGUCGCAACAGAUGGGUUGAAUAUUCUGAUAAUUUUAACAUGGAUUAUGAUGGUAGUCAGGUUACCGCUGAAUGGUUUGGAUGGCUUCAUUACAAAACAGAUUUGCCACCUCAUGAGGACCCAAGCAGGCCCAAAUACAAAUGGAUGGUGCCGUUUACAGAAAAUCUGUCCGGGACAACUGGACAAUAUACUCCUUACAGCACCACAAGGCCAAAGAUUGAGCCAUGGGUACCCCCACGUAAGAGCAGCGUAUAAUAUGUCCUAAAUUAAAUAUUUGCUAUCACAAGGUUAAACCAUGUUUUCCUAUAGAUGUUUUAAAUAGUUCAAUGGCUCCUAUGUAAACAGUUGUAACCCACAAUUUUGUUAUUUGCUUUAUG
Papilio machaon (common yellow swallowtail) is the source of this 621-nucleotide messenger RNA. It is a transcript of the gene ND-B17.2, whose product is annotated as probable NADH dehydrogenase [ubiquinone] 1 alpha subcomplex subunit 12. Gene Ontology annotation, cellular component: membrane. NCBI's taxonomy places the organism in Eukaryota, Metazoa, Arthropoda, Insecta, Lepidoptera, Papilionidae. Gene Ontology annotation, biological process: mitochondrial respiratory chain complex I assembly; response to oxidative stress. The record is from RefSeq and is a predicted model, not a curated record. The coding region runs from base 62 to 499 and encodes 145 amino acids. The transcript has 4 exons.